Molecule: messenger RNA, 729 nt
Organism: Corticium candelabrum
Lineage: Eukaryota; Metazoa; Porifera; Homoscleromorpha; Homosclerophorida; Plakinidae
Exons: 4
Coding region: 1-579 (192 amino acids)
Molecular function (GO): NADP binding; oxidoreductase activity, acting on the CH-OH group of donors, NAD or NADP as acceptor; NAD binding
Source: RefSeq, a predicted model, not a curated record
AUGUCUUUACUUGGUAUGAUUUGGUUUGUACAGGCUGUUGUGGCUGCAGGAGGACGCUAUCUUGAGGCUCCUGUAUUAGGCAGUGUUGAUGCUGCUCAAUCUCGUCAGCUUAUUAUUAUGGCAGCCGGCAAUCCAGCAUUGUUUGAUGAAGUACAACAUGCUUUUGAUGCUAUCAGCACAAAGUCCUACUUUUAUGGUGAAACAGGAAAUGCUAGUAAGAUGAAACUGGUGAUCAACACCAUGAUUGUUGGAGUUACAGCAUCACUAUCAGAGAGUAUGGCUCUAGCUAAGAAGUGUGGAGUGAGUCAGCAACAGCUACAUGAGGUACUCGACUUUGGGCCUCUUGGCUCAAGGCAAAUUAGGAAUAAAGGAUUGGCGAUCUUGGAAGGCAAAUAUUCUGCUGCAUUUACUGUGGACUUGAUGCAAAAGGACAUGAGACUUGCUCUGGCUUUAGCAAAAGAGCACAAGCAGAAAAUGCCAAUCACCUCAGCAUCCACUGAAUUGCUCCAGCAGCUUCAAAGACAAGGUGACGGCAACCUGGACUAUGCUGCUAUGUACAAGAUACUCAGCAAGCCUUGAAGCAUUUACAGAGACAUGAACUACACAUCGUAGUACUUACUUCAAUUGUGACUUGUUAUCCACGACAGAUCUGUUCUACAGCUGUUGACAUUUUAUUGCUAAUGUCUGUGUUAGUCUACAGCAAUUCAAGCAGUAUCAUUUAUUUUGUCA